Molecule: messenger RNA, 2350 nt
Organism: Phasianus colchicus (ring-necked pheasant)
Lineage: Eukaryota; Metazoa; Chordata; Aves; Galliformes; Phasianidae
Gene: SLC22A16
Product: solute carrier family 22 member 16
Biological process (GO): transmembrane transport
Cellular component (GO): membrane
Molecular function (GO): transmembrane transporter activity
Source: RefSeq, a predicted model, not a curated record
GGGACAGCAGCACUGAGGCUCCGGCCCCGCCAUGGCUCCCGGCUCCGAGCAGAUCUUCGACUCCCUGGGUCACUUCGGCAGAUUUCAAGCAUGUGUGUAUUUUGCAUCUGUCUUUCAAGCUAUGUCAUGUGGCAUCCAUUACUUAGCGUCUGUGUUCAUGGCUGUUACUCCUAACUUUGUAUGUGGGAUCCCUGGAAAUGUGAGUAGCGUUCUCUUCUACAACUCCUCUAAAGCAAGUCUAGAGGACAUCUGGACAAUGUGGACAUCAACAGAAAAUUACAUUGUAGCCCAGCUGGAAAAUGGAGAAAUCUGGGAACUUAAUCAAUGCAGCAAGUCCAAACGAGAAGUCAGUUUUGACCUAGCAUAUGAAUAUAAAGGCAACAAGUCCAUAUUUUCUUGUUCUGAUGGAUUUCUUUAUGAUGAUACAAAAUGGAAGAGCACUGUUGUUACACAGUGGGAUCUGGUCUGUGACCGAGAAUGGCUGGCAAAAUUAAUCCAGCCUACAUUCAUGCUUGGAGUCUUGAUUGGAGCGGUGAUUUUUGGUGACAUUGCUGACAGACUGGGAAGACAGCGCGUUAUGUGGUUCACAAGUGCUGGUCAGUUUGUAUUUGGCAUCACAGUGGCAUUCACGUUUGACUACUACAGCUUCGUGAUUGUCCGCUUUCUCCUUGCUAUGGUUUCAAGUGGCUAUCUGGUUGUGGCUUUUGUUUAUGUGACUGAAUUUGUUGGCAUUAAAGCACGAACCUGGGCUUCUAUGCAUGUCCAUGCUUUUUUUGCUUUGGGAAUUAUGGUUGUGGCACUCGUGGGAUUUUUGGUUCGGACCUGGUGGGUGUAUCAGAUAUUUCUCUCCAUAGCAACUCUUCCCUUUGUCUUGUGCUGCUGGAUGCUUCCAGAAACACCUUUGUGGCUCCUGUCAGAGAAAAGAUAUGAAGAUGCACAAAAAGUAAUCAAUAUAAUGGCAAGGUGGAACAAAGUAAGCACUUCCUGCAAAGUGUCUGAACUGUGCUCAGUCCAACAAGAUGACCCAGGCACUGACAGAACAAGUGGCAAUGGUGCAUCCACAACCAAGAAGCACAACAUCCUAGAUCUGUUUUGUAAUUGGUACAUUGCAAGAAGGACCAUCACGAUCUGGCUGGUCUGGUUCACUGGGAGCCUGGGGUACUACGUCUUCUCCCUGAGUUCUGUCAAUCUAGGAGGCAAUGAAUAUUUAAAUCUGUUUCUCAUAGGUGCUGUGGAAUUGCCUUGCUAUAUCAUUGCUUGCAUUGGGAUGGACAAACUGGGAAGGAGAAACACACUCAUUCCGUUCCUUAUUUUAAGUGCACUGAUCUGUGUUUUAAUUAUGUUCAUACCUCAGGACUUUAAUGUGUUAAUUAUCUUGGCAAACAUGGCUGGAAAAUUUUCAAUAGGUGUGGCAUUUGGCCUUAUAUACCUCUACACAGCAGAACUGUAUCCAACAAUUGUAAGAUCGCUUGCUGUUGGAAGUGGGAGCAUGAUGUGCCGUGUAGGCAGUGUGGUUGCUCCUUUCUGUGUGUAUCUGAGAAGUGUUUGGAUUUUCUUGCCACUUUUGCUUGUUGGAAUCAUGGCUCUUCUGAGUGGAAUAUUAACAUUAAUGCUUCCAGAGACACUUGGAAAACCUUUGACUAAUACUUUGGAGGAAGCUACAGAAAUGGGAAGAAAGAAGGAAAACUGCUCAGGAAAGACUCCUCCAGCAGACAGUGGUGCAGCAUUAGAAAAGAUAGAGAUGUUUGGUCAAGAAACAGUCAGCACUGAGAAAUAAAACAAGAUCAAAAUGGCUGCUCCCAGUUUUAACAAUUAUAUAAUUUAUAGGUCAUUUUAUUCAAGAAAAGACUGUUCUGUAAUAUCUGUGCCUUUAAAUUUGUAAUACAUCUUGCUUUUUUGACAGAGCAAGAGUAUGAAACCUUUUCCACUUGACUGAAUUACUGCAGAAAAUUUGAUGAGAUUUCUAGGUCCCUUCUCAAACUUAUUUUGCCUUUAGAAAACCUGUCUGACUUGCUGUGACCAGUUGGAGUGAUUAUUUUAAGUUCUGUAAACUACCUGGUUACAUAUAUGUAAAAAAAAAAAAUGCCAAUUCUUACUUCGGAUUUUCUGUGGUUAGACUUGUAAACCCACCACACUGUGUCUUGUCCUUUUGCAGUUGUCAGUUAUAGACUUGAGAAUUCAAUACAUAGUGAAGUCAAACUCACAGUUAUAAUUCAAGAGAGAAGCCUUAACAUUUCAUCAGGUCAUACUAAUAAUUUCAAACUUAAACUAUUUUUUUUUUCUUUUCAAAACUGCUUCCAGAAAAGUUAUCAUUUCUAACAAAAGUAUUCUGUGGAAUAGCUUCUGACUG